UAAAGUGACUGUAGGCAUGAAAAGGCGUGCUGCUGGCAACGCUCUGUAGCUUGCUAGCGUCUUUGUGGACAGACGCAGUCCUUGGCAAAAACGCUCUUAAUGUUUCUAAGUUUGGAAACACAGACACUGCAGUAUUAUUUUCGUAUUACGCUAAAAAAGAACCUCACUUCCAUCCAGGCUGAUUAAGGCAUCAAGACAGAAAGUGAGAGUACGCAAAAGAAAUAGAGGGAGACGGGCAACCGAUGCAUUAGUUCCGUUUCCUGACAGCCGCGCGCUGGACCCGCGGCUAGAAGAAGCUCGCGCAGCGAAGCUUAGGGGCUGUGCGAAGAAGACACUAGUGCUCUGCGCAGGAGGUAGCCGUAACGGAUUUGGUUUGUCACCGGCUGGUGUGAAGUGGCAGUGGACAAAUGGCAGCGGAGUCGACACGGAGGUUCACCAAGAACUUGCUGAAGCCAGGAAGCGCGGCGGAGAUCAGGCAGAACGCGUCUCAGGUUGUCAAACAGACGGCGCUUCUCACGCAAGACAAACCCAAACUUUUAGACCCCUUGGAUUACGAGGCUGUCAUUUCUGAGCUGGAAAGUGAACUGAAAGAUGACCCUUUGAAAGAUCUGGUCCUGUUCCCUGAAGAUGAUUAUUCGAUCUCUACAGUGUCCUGGGAUAGGCCGACAUUAUACUCAACAGUUCCUGAAGGGGCUGAAAUGCAGGCUGAGAGUCUGCUUGUUAAGGAGUCUUGUAAGUUCUACAAUUCACAGUGGCAUGUAGUCCAUUACAAGUAUGAACAAUACUCUGAAGACUACCGACAGCUACCCAGAAAGCAGUACAAGCCAGAUAAGCUGCCUUCACACUCCUUUGAAAUUGAUCAUGAAGAUGUUGAUAAAGAUGAGGACACAACAUCACUGUCAUCUUCUAAAGGAGGGACUGGGGGAGGAGGAUUUGGAGUGUUCAAGUCUGGUUGGCUUUAUAAAGGGAAUUUCAAUAGUAAUGUGAACAAUAGCAUCACUGUAAGGUCAUUCAAAAGGAGAUAUUUCCAGCUCACACAGCUUUCUGAUAAUUCAUAUAUUAUGAAUUUUUAUAAAGAUGAAAAAAUAUCAAAAGAGCCCAAAGGAUGUAUUUUUCUUGAUUCAUGUACUGGGGUAAUUCAGAAUCACAAGCUGAGGAAAUAUGCAUUUGAGUUAAAAAUGAAUGAUGUGACCUACUUUGUUCUGGCGUCAGAAAAUGAGCAGGAUAUGGAUGACUGGAUUUCCACCCUAAACCGAAUUUUGCAAAUCAGUCCUGAGGGGCCAACACAAGAACGCAAGAGCAUUGAUCUCACUGACAGCAAGACUGAUUCUCUUGACAUGACACCAAUUGAGCCCAACCUGGCUGAAACAGAUGACUCUUCAGAAAGUAACAUAAAUCCAGAAUUGGCUAAGUACAUUAAUGAAACUGAAGAUUCUGUUAAAACAGCAAGAAGGGAAGCCCGAUUGAAUUUAUUCUCCUUAGACCCUGACAUGCCCUACUCCACAACCCCACAGCGUUGUCUUCUGAAGAAGGAUGUUCCUUGGUCCUGGAAUCCAGCCUGCUCUGAGGCUAUCAGCCUUCCGAAGAUAUCCAAAGCACAGAAGUCUGAUUUUGCUGUAAAUGAAAGCACAACAAAACCUUUUGAAGAAAAAGUUGGAAAAAGAAUUUUGUUAUGCUGUAAAUCACUACAGAUGACACUUCAAGGCUGUGUGACAGAUGAUGAAACUGGUCCAGUUACCAAUAUUGAACCCUUUUUCAUCACCAUCACUCUCUUUGAUAUUCGAGAGGGUCGUAAGGUGUCAGCAGAUUUUCAUGUUGACAUGAAUCAUGAACUUGUGAGGAAGAUGAUUACAGGUUCAGCUUCAGUGAUGGAAAAUGGAGUAAGUCCACCAUCUGAGAAAAUCCCAGGAGACUGUCAGCUGUGUGGCAUUCCUGAAGAGUGGCUACAUUUCCCAAAACAGGCCAUUUUCUCAGUUUCAAAUCCACAUUCAGAUAUAGUUUUGGUUGCCAGGAUAGAAAAAGUAUUGAUGGGAAGUAUUACAAGCGGAUCUGAGCCUUACAUCAAGAACACAGACUCAAGCAAGACUGUUCAGAAGAUUUUAAAAUCAAACAAGCAGUUCUGUGGCAAGCUUGGCAAAUACCGCAUGCCUUUUGCCUGGUCUAUAAGACCAGUAUUCAAGGAUAAUCAGGGGACAGUGGACCGAGAUUCAAGAUUUUCGCCUUUGUUCAAACAAGACAGCAGCAAAAUUUCAACUGAAGACUUGCUGAAAUUGAUAUCAGAGUACAGAAGGGCAGAAAAAACUAGUAAACUGCAAACCAUCCCAGGUAACCUGGAGGUCACUGUGGACUGUGUCCCAAUGGAGCAUCCAAACUGUGUGACAUCCGCCUAUAUACCUCUGAAGCCUUUUGAGGAUUUACAGAAACACCAGCCAAGCAUAGAAAUCGAAGAGUUUGUGCAAGAAUCCACCAAGUACUGCCAGCCUUACCGACUCUAUAAAAACCAAAUUUAUGUUUAUCCAAGGCACCUAAAAUAUGACAGUCAAAAGUUUUUUGCCAAGGCCAGAAAUAUAGCUGUGUAUACUGAGUUUCGCAGUUCAGAUGAAGAAGGUGCCCGACCCUUAAAGUGCAUAUAUGGUAGACCAGGAGGACCUGUUUUCACAAAUGCAGCCUGCACAACUGUUUUACAUCAUUCUCAGAACCCUGAUUUUUAUGAUGAGGUUAAAAUAGAGCUCCCCACUCAACUUCAUGAGAAGCAUCAUAUUUUAUUUUCCUUUUACCAUGUUACUUGUGACAUCAACGCCAAAACAAAUGCUAAAAAGAAAGAGACUCUGGAAACACCAGUUGGUUAUGCAUGGCUUCCGCUGCUGAAAGAUGGCAUUCUCCCUUCCCAAGAGCAUAACAUCUCAGUGGCAAACAGUUUACCUUCAGGGUACCUAAACGUCAAAGAUCCCACAACUGGAAAGCAAUGUGCAGCAGACACUAAAUGGGUGGAUGGAGGAAAACCAAUAUUCAGAGUGGCGACACACUUGGUCUCUACAAUCUAUACUCAGGAUCGGCAUCUUAAUCGUUUCUUUCAGGAGUGUCAAAGAAGAGAAAUGGACCUUUCUCAGCUCCCUACCUCAAAUUUCAUGAACUGUCUGAAGGGUCUGCUCAGUAUGGAGAGAAUCAAUGUCAUUGUCCGAUUUCUUCCCAUUCUUCUCAAUCAAUUGCUGAAGGUCCUUAUUCAGAGCAAUGACGAUGAUGAAGUUAUUACAGCUACCACCAGAGUGCUUAUUCAUAUUGUUGCCAAGUGUUCUGAAGAACAUCUGGAUCAUUACCUCAAAUCUUAUGUAAAGUUUGUGUUCAAGACAGAAUGCUAUGAAGAAAAAACAUUACAUGAAGAGCUUGUCAAAGGAAUGUAUUCCAUCUUAAAAACCAAUGAACAAGCAGCAAUUAAAAAUAUACUUAAGUAUUCCCGCUUUUUCUUUGAGCUCAUUACUAAAUCAAUGGCACAGUAUCUGAAGAUUACAAAUAGAAUACAGCUCCCACGAACCGAACGCUUGUCUCAGUCUUAUUACAUACCUUUGGAAUCACUUGUGAUGUCCAUGUCAGACCACAUUUACUGGAAAAACAAGGAAUUACCUGAAGAGACAAGGAAUGCAAAUCUUGCUGUUGCGAUGUUUGUGAAGCGUUGUUUCACCUUUAUGGACAGAGGAUUCACAUUUAAGCUAAUCAGCAAUUAUGUCAACAUGAUUGCUACAGGAGAUAAGGCCAUGUGCAAGUUCAAGUUUGAGUUUCUUCAGGACGUAUGCAACUAUGAGCACUAUAUCAAUCUAAGCCUCCCAAUACCUUCAGCAAAGAUUACAGAUAAGGCUACUUCCUCCGACAACUCUGACAACUCUCACGAUUUCCCAGAAUACAGUCUGACUAAUGAAUAUUGUCGUAAGCAUUUUCUAACUGGACUGUUGCUUCGAGAAGUUGGCUUUGCUCUUCAGGAAGACCAGGAUAUUAGACAUUUGGCUCUCACUAUUCUGAAAAACCUUAUGGCAAAACAUUCUCUAGAUGAAAGAUAUGCCGAAAAGAAGAGACAGGAAAGAAUAGCAUCUUUGUAUCUACCUCUGUAUGGUAUGAUCCUUGAUAAUAUGCCCCGUUUUUUUAUGAGAGAUAUCUUUCCAUUUAACUUCACAUCUUCUGAUCAGGGCUCAAGGGAUGAUUUAAGUGUGACAGGAGGAUUACAGAGUCACAUGGCUUCAGCUCUGAAACAUGCAAACUCCGUGGAUACUUCCUUCUCCAAGGAGGUCCUCAAUUCCAUCACAGCUUUUUCAUCACUGGCAGUAUCCACAGCAAAUCACGCUGACUCUAGAGCCUCCUUAAUAAGCAUUGAAUCAAACCCAAGCAAUAGUGACAAGAACAGUGAGAAGACAGAUACUUGUGAGAAGUUUGUAAGGCCUUUGUCCUUGAUCGGAUCAGCUUUACGAUUUGAUAAAUUGGACCACGCAGAAACCAGGAGUCUCCUCAUGUGUUUUCUUCAUAUUAUGAAAACUAUCUCUGAAGAUGUAAUGGUAUCUUACUGGCAAAGAGCAGUUCAUCAAGAGAUUUCAGAUUUUUUCAACAUUUUAGAAUUAUGCCUUCAGCAUUUCAAAUUUUUGGGAAAGAAACACAUUGCAAGGAAGCUAGCUGCAGCAGUAAAACUGGCUCAGGCCUCGCAGAACAAUGGCACACUCAAAGGCUCUAGUACAUCCACCCAAGCAUCCAGUAUUAUAUCACAAUGGAUGCACUCCACCCAAGAGGGUCACAGGCAUAGCCGCUCCCAGACCAUGCCAAUUAUACGUGGAAAAAAUGCACUUUCAAAUCCUAAACUUUUACAAAUGAUGGAAAGUUCCAAUAACGCAUCCAACAGUAAUGUAUCUGAAACUGACAGUGUGAAUCCUACUGAUAUCGAAGCUAAUGUUUCAACAGAGGUCUGUCUUACUGUUCUUGAUAUUCUAAAUCUCUUUACACACCACCAUCGGAAGCAGUUACAGCAAGAUGACGGCCAGAACUCACUAAUGAGGAAAGUGUUUGAUACAUAUCUUCUCUUUCUGCAAAUUAAUCAGUCUACAGCUGCACUGAAGCAUGUCUUUGCUGCUCUGAGACUCUUUAUUCAAAAGUUUCCUUCAGCAUUCUUUCAAGGGAAAGCAGAUCUUUGUGGAUCCUUAUGUUAUGAAAUUCUGAAAUGCUGUAAUCAUCGAUCUAGCUCCACUCAAACUGAAGCCUCUGCCAUGUUGUAUUUCUUCAUGAGGAAAAAUUUUGAAUUUGCCAAAAGGAAAUCUAUUGUCAGAUCCCACUUGCAGGUUAUCAAAGCAGUAAGCCAACUCAUAGCAGAUGCAGGAAUUGGCGGUUCUCGGUUCCAGCAGUCACUUGCCGUAAUUAAUAAUUUUGCCAAUGGAGAUGUACACCUAAGAAACACCUCAUUUCCAGCUGAGGUGAAGGAUCUGACCAAAAGGAUAAGAACUGUGUUGAUGGCCACAUCACAAAUGAAAGAACAUGAGAAGGACCCAGAAAUGCUUGCGGAUCUACAAUACAGUUUAGCUAAUUCAUAUGCCAGCACUCCUGAACUGCGCCGAACUUGGCUAGAGAGCAUGGCUAAGGUCCAUGUGAGAAAUGGAGAUCUGUCAGAGGCUGCAAUGUGCUACAUUCAUAUUGCUGCACUCAUUGCAGAAUACUUGAAAAGAAAAGGUUACUGGAAAGCUGAAAAGGUGCGGAACUCAAGCGUGUUUACUGAGGAUGUGAAUGCUAUUAAUUGUAACCACUUACUAACAGCACAAGAUGGAGAUUCUUUGUUUGCAGUUGGCUGGGCAGCAUUUGUGUGCAUAACACCGAAUGUUAAGGAAGAAGGUGCAAUGAAGGAAGAUACGGGCAUACAGGACACAGCAUACACAGAGGACACGCUUGUGGAGCAACUUGAGUUAUGUGUGGACUAUUUGUGGAAAUCAGAAAGGCAUGAACUCAUAGCGGCAGUCAAUAAGCUUGUCAUCUCCGUCUUUGAGAAGAGGAGAGACUUCAAGCGACUCUCAGAACUGUACUAUGAUAUCCACCGGUCAUACCUCAAAGUCACAGAAGUUGUUAAUUCAGAAAAACGGCUUUUUGGAAGAUAUUACCGUGUUGCCUUCUAUGGACAGGCUGCGGGAUUCUUUGAGGAAGAGGAAAGUAAAGAAUUCAUCUAUAAAGAACCAAAGCUGACUGGUCUCUCGGAAAUAUCCCAGAGACUGCUAAAGCUGUAUUCAGAUAAAUUUGGAUCUGAAAAUGUGAAAAUGAUCCAAGAUUCCAACAAGGUGAAUCCCAAGGAUCUGGAUCCCAAAUACGCCUACAUACAAGUUACCUAUGUGACUCCAUUUUUUGAAGAAAAGGAGCUACAAGAAAAGAAGACAGACUUUGAAAGACAUCACAAUAUAAGGCGCUUUGUGUUUGAAACUCCAUUCACACUUUCUGGAAAAAAACACGGAGAUGUGGAAGAGCAGUGCAAAAGGAGAACUAUUCUGACCACAAGUUCUUCAUUCCCAUAUGUAAAAAAACGAAUACAAGUUGUAGAUCAACAAAGCACGGAGCUCAACCCCAUAGAAGUGGCCAUUGAUGAGAUGUCCAGGAAGGUGUCUGAACUUAAUCAGCUAUGCAGCAUGGCAGAGGUGGACAUGAUCAGGCUCCAGCUUAAGCUACAGGGAAGUGUCAGUGCCAAGGUAAAUGCAGGACCAAUGGCAUACGCAAGGGCGUUCCUAGAAGAGAAGAAUGCGAAAAAGUACCCAGACAACCAAGUGAAACUUCUGAAAGAAAUUUUCAGACAAUUUGCAGAAGCAUGCGGGCAUGCUUUGGAAGUGAAUGAGCGUCUGAUUAAAGAGGAUCAGGUGGAGUACCAGGAGGAAAUGAAGACACACUAUAAGGACUUGCUGAAUGAGCUCUCGACUGUUAUGAAUGAAAAGCUUCACUAUGGCACAGUUUCUUCCAGCUUCUGUUCUUCUUUGUCUAAUAUCUCACUCACAACUGCCUCUAAAAGUGAUUUCCUACAGGGAGGACACAACAAAGCAGCCAGGAAUGGAACGGCAUCACGUCUUCCAUGCAAUCAGUAAAGCAUCUGCUUCAGGGCCGCCAGGCACCGGUGAAAAUCCUCAAAGCUGAAUAAUAAUGAAGGCAACAAAGAAGCCAAGUGCUCAACUAGCGCAGUAUUAGUCAAUGAAGUACAAAAAAAAAAGAAAUGAGAAGCAGUCUGUGACAUUGUUCUCCAGACAACGAGGACGUCACCAGGUUAGAAACUGGCAGGACAACAUGCAAUGGGUUGUAAAAUAUCACUGUUAGAGUGUGUGAGUGACGUCCGUAUGGCCGUGUGGUUUUAACGCCUCACUAUUGUCUGCACUUUCCAACCCGAUUAUCCGUCCACGAAGUCGUACCCUCAGUGGUCUUAGCCGUACUCGGCGUGUUUGAAGAAUCUUAAUGUCAAAAUAUUUUAUAAUGCAUUUGGCUGCUUUUACUUAGUAUUUUAUGUGUAAAUAAGAAUUAAUAUUUAAGAAGAAAACUUUUUUCUUUAUUUUCUUUUAUAUAUAUAUAUAUAUGAAUAUGUUUUGUUGCAAUAAAUUAAAGAAAAUGAAUGGUACUAAAGUUUUAUGUAUAACAAUGAAAUAAAUUUUGUUAAAAGGUA
This is a messenger RNA of Polypterus senegalus (gray bichir), 7648 nucleotides long. It is a transcript of the gene dock10, whose product is annotated as dedicator of cytokinesis 10. Gene Ontology annotation, molecular function: guanyl-nucleotide exchange factor activity. NCBI's taxonomy places the organism in Eukaryota, Metazoa, Chordata, Cladistia, Polypteriformes, Polypteridae. The transcript is spliced from 59 exons. The coding region runs from base 408 to 7082 and encodes 2224 amino acids. Gene Ontology annotation, biological process: positive regulation of GTPase activity; dendritic spine morphogenesis; regulation of cell migration. The record is from RefSeq and is a predicted model, not a curated record.